GUAGCUCACAGCCCGGAAAGCCCCAGCUGUGGAGGAGCUCAGGGUUUAAGAAAGCUGUUGAAAUCUCCGGUGCGACGCCAAGCUCACCGUCCCAAAUGACCAAUGUAUUUACGAGCAUGACUUGCUCUUUGCUACACAAGCUCUACUCUUUAACUUUCGGUUUUGUUUUAAAACUCGUCAGAAGAAAGAGAAACCAUUUCGGUGAAAAUCUCUAAGGUACGCAGAACCAGGAAGCACGAACAGUAUCCCGCUCUGCAAAAGUAAAGAAAAAGGGACUAUUCUUACUAUUCUGCACUGCACUGCGGCGAUGGGCUCAAAGGAAGGUAUGGACACUUCACUUCCAAAUGGGAGAAAUAACUUUCGAGAUGAAACCCUGAGCCCAGAGGAUCAAGCGCAGCUUGAAGCGUUGUUGGAGGAACUGGACAAGUGGAAGCAAAAGCAUGAGAGGGCAGACACGGAAAAGUCCAGGCUGCUGCUGGAAAAACUGGACACCGAGGAGCAGAAGAAGGCAGCCCAGAGCGAGACAAUGGAACUUCUUGCUCAGCUCAAGCACGGAUCUGAUGCAUUUCAAAACAACAGGCGAGCAAUGGAGCAAGAGCUUCAAAAGUUGGAGAAAAGCAACGGUGCACUCAAGGAAAAACUGCUGGAGCAGGAGGAAAUGCUGAAAAUCAAGAGAUCAGAACACGCACGUCUCAAGCAACAGUUUAAGAUAAAAGCGAGUAUUCCUGAAAAGAGUUUUAAAUUCACUGGACAAGCAGAGGAGGGAGACAACCUCCACAUUGAGGGCAAGUUCACCAUCAUACGGAAACCCCUCUUCCUUCUGAGCGGAGGCCAGGCUCUCAUUACCUUUGAGGAAGAAAAAGUUGCAAGCAGAAUCUUAAAAUUAGCCAAAUGCCACGUGGAGUUUGACAACUCGAAGAUGGAUGUGAAGCCCCUGUGUGUGACAAUGGACCCUUCAGUAAAAUUUGAGCUGCACAUCCGAGUUUCGAAGAGGAAGGUCAGAGUUUCCAAUAUUCCACCUGUCGUGCCAGAAGAGACGAUGAGAGACAAGCUGGAGAUAAGCUUCUCCAAGCUGAGCAAGGGAGGAGGGGAGGUGGAGAGUGUGGAUUACAAUGGCAGAUCAGGAACUGGGCUCCUGACGUUCCUCAACGGCGGAGUGGCUGAGCAUUUGGCCCUGAAGAAAAAACACACCGUAGACACAGGUGUCAAGGUGCUUGAGAGCCGUGUCCAGCCGUGCUUCGAGUACGAGUUAAAGAAAUUACAGACGUUCUGCGGCGUCUCAAGGCGCACGGUGCUGCUGAGCGGCCUGCGGGACGAGCUGGAGGAGGAGGACCUGCAGGACAACCUGGAGAUCCACUUCCAGAAGCCCAGCAACUACGGCGGCGAGGUGGAGAGCAUCAAGUACGUCCGCCAGGGCCGCAGCCUGGAGGCGUAUUUCGUGGAGGACACCGCUGAGGCCGAGUAGCGCUGCAGGACUCGAGGGGAAAGCCUUCAUCACCUUUGUCCUGUUAUACUGAAGUAUAUCGUUCGUGUAUUCCUUACCUGUAUGGCUUUGUAAGUACCUUCCCAACGGACUUGUACGUCGUGGCCUUCUAUCGUCACUUAAAAGGAAAUUUGGGUUUACAGGGGUAGCCGGAGACUCUUUUAAAAUGAAGAUUUGUGUAUAAGUUUGCAUGAUAAAAGCUAAGCCUGGGAAUGUAGCUGUUGUUUUCUUUAGUUCAUUUAUGGUCCAUCGAAGUGACGAGCAGUUGCGGGGAAACGGCUGACCCUCUUGUUCUUCACGCGUGAGGUUCUCACUAAGCCAACAUUCAAAACUGAAGCCUUAAACAAGUACGAAGAAAUUCACAUUUUUGAAGUUGUCGUUUAUGUUUCAUGCCUCUUUUUGGGAUAUUUUUCUGUAUUUUAAAGGUUGGAUAAUUUUUGGGAUAGAAACCUUAUUGAGUUUGGAUACAUAAAAAUUCUUUAUUCCCAUGAACAGACUUGGAACUGAAACAUGCCUCCUUAAAAAUCUUUCAACUUUAAUGUUCAUUAUGUUCCUUGAUGUUCUGAAAUCCAUAUUAUUAAUAAAGCUCAAACUGUGCCUUUA
Molecule: messenger RNA, 2086 nt
Organism: Lepisosteus oculatus (spotted gar)
Lineage: Eukaryota; Metazoa; Chordata; Actinopteri; Semionotiformes; Lepisosteidae
Gene: nmi
Product: N-myc (and STAT) interactor
Cellular component (GO): cytoplasm
Source: RefSeq, a predicted model, not a curated record